UUCAGCGUGUCCUACAGCAGUGGUUCUCACACAUAAGCAUGGCUCAGGAUCACUGGGAGGGCUUAGGAAGCUAGAGAUUGCUGAGCCCAUCUCCAGAGUUUAGGAUCUGUAGGUCUGGGUGGGGUCUGAGAAUUUGUAUUUCUAUCAAAGAUUUCUGGUAGUGCUUAUGCUGUUGAUUUGCGGGGCCACACCUUGUGAACCACCGUCUUAUUCUUCUUCCCGAGAAACUAAUAUCACCUGUGUCCUCAGUUGCCUUUCUUUGAACCUGCUGCAGUUGGGUUUUUACUCUGUGGAGGAGGAAGUUCUGUAGUGGUCUCACUUUCUUUUCCCUUUCACGACUGUAAGUCCCUUUCAUCAGCACAUCUUUCCAAGUGGUACACACUCACACUGAUUUUCAAAGUUAGGUGUCUUUUUCCUGCAUUGCCACUCCCAGAAACCUCAGCCAGUAACAAAGCAAGGGUAAACAAAAGUUCUUUUUCCCAGACUCUGACAUGUUACAUCCCUUAUUCUCCCUGCAUCUGCCUGUCUGCCUCACGAAGUUGUGAUGGGCAACAUCGAUUCAAAAUGGAUAGAGUAGAAUAUUACAGGUGUUUGUGAGCUGGAAGGAGCUGUGGACCCAGAAGUGGGGAGGCAUUACAAUUAAACUUCCCAUUAUUAUGUAUUUGUAGGGAAAUGGUUGGAAGCUUAGGUUCUGGAGUUAGAACUGGAUUUUUAUCUGGGCUCUGAUACUUACUAGCUUUGUGAGCUUAGGCAAAUCACAUAUCGGAGCCUGAUUUUCCUCACCUGUAAAAUGGAGGAACUAAUACCUUUGUUGCAAGGAGAUUGCAAGAAAUCGAAAUAAUAUGUGCAGAGAAGCCGGGACAGAGACAACUCAAUAAAUGGUAGCUGUUGCGUUUACUAAAUAAUUGUUUUAAUUUUUUUUUUCCUGGCCUUUUCUCUGCUGCGGGCCUGGAAAGGAAUCCAUUGAUCGUAGGGAUCUUUUCGGCCCUGGCCCGAGUUUUCUAUCAUUUACAAGGAUUCUGGUCACCUGCUCAGGCGGCGGCUCCGCGCGCCCAGGCGGCUUCGCUGAGGCCCUGAUUUUCGAGUAUUUACGGCGCGCGGCCGUCCUAGCUCCCGCUCAAGUCUGCGCUUCCAGGUUCAGUCUCAGGGUCUCGCCGGCAGCCCCGGCCGGCGGGCGCGGAGCCGGCAGCGGGGCCAGAACGGCAGGGUCCUCUGGGGGCCCCGGAGUUGGGAGGCGGCGUCCGGGAGUCCCCCGAGGAGGAUGGGCUGCGGAGACAGCAGGCUGAGCUGCUGCAAACCCCCCAAAAAGAGGUGCCAAGGACCAGAUCAGCCUCCCAAACCAGAGCUGCAGGAACUGGGUCCCCUCAAUGGUGACACAGCCACAACUGUCCAUCUCUGUGCAUCUGAGGAGGCUGGGCAGCACCAGAAGGCUCUCACCAGAAUUCUCCAGCAACACGAAGAGGACAAGAAGAAAUGGGCACAGAAGGUGGAGAAGGAGAGGGAACUAGAGCUUGGAGAGAAACUGAAUGAACAGCGAAGAGUCCUGGAGGGAGAGCACGCGGAGGCCCUGAGAGUCCUCCAGGCCUCCCAUGAGCAGGAUAAAGAAGCCCUUACCUGCUCCUUCCAGGAGGCCAAGGCGGCCCUGCAGGAGACCACCGACAGACUGACCGCACAGCUGGAGGCCUUCCAGGCCAAGGUGAAGAGGGUAGAGGAGUCCAUCCUAAGUCAGGACUACAAGAAGCACAUCCAGGAGUACGGGAGCCCCAGCCAGUUCUGGGAGCAGGAGCUGGAGAGCUUACACUUUGUCAUCGAGAUGAAGAACGAGCGAAUCCACGAGCUAGACAAGCGGCUCAUCCUCAUGGAGACAGUGAAAGAAAAAAACCUGCUGUUGGAGGAGAAAAUCACCACCCUGCAGCAGGAGAACGAGGACCUCCAUGCCCGAGGCCGCAACCAGAUGGCUGUGUCCAGGCAGCUCUCUGAGGACCUGCUUCUCGCCCGAGAGGCCCUGGAGAAGGAGUCGCAGUUGCGCCGGCAGCUCCAGCAGGAGAAGGAGCAGCUGCUGUACCGGGUCCUCGGGGCCGACGCCUCCCCCGCCUUCCCGCUGGCCUCUCUCACCCCCACUGAGGUCUCCUACCUCGCCACAUAGCGCCUGGACCACCGGGAUGCUGUGGUCACAGCUUUCUCUCGAGGACUUGGCAGAGAAAACAGCAGGGGCCUCUUGUCCCUAGGAGGGGACAAGGGUGGGAGUGAGAUGGGGAGCCAGGACGUGCGGCCAGUCAGCCCUGGGGGCUUGGGCCACGUACACUCACCCUCGGGCUUCGGGGGCCCCGCAAGUUGGCGCAGGGGACAAGCAAGAAGAGCCCUUU
Messenger RNA from Orcinus orca (killer whale), 2366 nucleotides. RefSeq names its product coiled-coil domain containing 69 (gene CCDC69). Bases 1262 to 2146 code for a protein of 294 amino acids. The transcript has 9 exons. Gene Ontology annotation, molecular function: microtubule binding. Lineage: Eukaryota; Metazoa; Chordata; Mammalia; Artiodactyla; Delphinidae. Gene Ontology annotation, cellular component: cytoplasm; nucleus. The record is from RefSeq and is a predicted model, not a curated record.